AUGAAGAACUUCUCUAUCAACCUUCUUUCGGCGGCCAUCCUCGCCUGCCUGCCAUUUACCGCUCACGCAACCGUCGCAGAGGAUGUGGCUCCAGCUUUGGGCGUAAGCCCCGAGGAGGUCUCUAAGCUAAUUGCGUCUCCUGAUACCUCCGAUAUCAACGUUAUCGACUGGACUCAUCCUCUCGGAGUGAACUUCGCUGAUGGUCUCACCUGGGAUAAAGAGACAAAGAAGACCUACCUCCAGGACAUUAAGCAUAUACUUGAAGGAAACCUGGAUCAUCAGGUUUCCAAGCGCCAAUCCAAUGCUGCUCGUGAAUCUGUUAAAGCGACUUCCCGGAGGGCUUUAACUGAGCGCGAUAAUAGGCAUCGUAGGCUUAUUGAUUUGUCUUGCGCCAAGCGCUCCAAGACCGCUUGCCUCGUGUGCAAAGGUCUUUGCGGUGUUGCCUACGCCAGCGCCGACGGCAUUUGUAGUACUACUGCCCUUGGAGCUGCGGCUGGCACUGGCGGUGCUUUCUCUGUCCCCGCUAGCAUUGCCCUUGCUAGUUGCUUGGGUCUUGCUACUUCAGCUUACGGCGCUUGCGUGACGACUUGUGUCAAAUCGUAA
Molecule: messenger RNA, 603 nt
Organism: Colletotrichum truncatum
Lineage: Eukaryota; Fungi; Ascomycota; Sordariomycetes; Glomerellales; Glomerellaceae
Source: RefSeq, a predicted model, not a curated record